Messenger RNA from Gastrolobium bilobum, 1662 nucleotides. Its product is annotated as tetrahydroberberine oxidase-like. NCBI's taxonomy places the organism in Eukaryota, Viridiplantae, Streptophyta, Magnoliopsida, Fabales, Fabaceae. Bases 1 to 1608 code for a protein of 535 amino acids. The record is from RefSeq and is a predicted model, not a curated record. Gene Ontology annotation, molecular function: FAD binding; oxidoreductase activity. The transcript has a single exon.
AUGAUGCCUCUAAGCUCAUAUUUUACUAUUGUUGUAUUUGCUUUUUUAUUUUCUUUUACAUCUUCUGCAGCUGAUACUCAUGAAAACUUCGUUCAAUGUCUUUACAAUCAUUCCCAUAACACAACAUCAAUCUCUAAGGUUGUUUACACCCAAACCAACUCUUCUUACUCAUCUAUACUACAGUUUUCCAUUCAAAACCUCAGAUUUGCUUCCAACACAAGUCCAAAACCACUUCUCAUUGUGACCCCAAUAGAAAUAUCCCAAAUUCAAGCCACCAUAAUCUGUUCCCAACGCCAUGGCAUGCAGAUUCGAACUCGAAGUGGUGGCCAUGAUUAUGAGGGUCUCUCCUAUGUUUCUGAAGUUCCAUUUGUCAUAGUUGAUCUCAUAAACCUUCGAGAAAUCGAAGUGGACGUAGAAAACAACACUGCAUGGGUUCAAGCUGGAGCAACUGUUGGUGAACUUUACUAUAGGAUUAGUGAGAAAAGCAAAAAUCUUGGUUUCCCAGCAGGUGUGUGCACCACUAUGGGCGUUGGUGGGCACAUAAGUGGUGGUGGCUAUGGAUUCUUGAUGCGUAAAUAUGGUCUAGCUGCUGAUAAUGUAAUUGAUGCCCACAUAAUUGAUGUGAAAGGUAGGUUUCUUGAUAGAGAAUCCAUGGGUGAGGAUCUGUUUUGGGCUAUUAGAGGAGGUGGGGGAGCAAGCUUUGGUGUCAUUCUAGCAUGGAAGGUGAAACUAGUUCCAGUUCCAUCAACUGUGACUGUAUUCAGAGUUCCAAGAACAUUGGAACAAAAUGCAACCAAGCUGAUUCAUAAAUGGCAGCUUGUGGCAAAUAAACUUGAUGAGGACCUAACCAUAAGGAUCAACUUUCAAAGGGUGAAUUCAAGUCAAGAUGGGGGGUUAACAAUGCAAGCCACAUUUGAAUCCAUGUUUCUUGGAGGUUUAGAUAAGCUCAUUCCCUUGAUGCAAGAGAGCUUCCCAGAAUUGGGUUUGGUUAGAGAAGAUUGUACUGAGAUGAGUUGGGUUGAAUCAGUCCUCUAUCUUGCUGGAUUCACAAGUGGUCAAUCCCUUGAAGUUUUGAUGAACAGAACUCAAAGUGCUGUAUUGUUUUUCAAAGCAAAAUCUGAUUAUGUGAGAGAUCCCAUUCCUGAUGUUGGGUUAGAAGGGUUAUGGCCAAUGUUUUAUGAAGAUGAGGCAGAGCUUGCAUCGAUGAUACUCAAUCCUUAUGGAGGUAGAAUGGAUGAGAUUUCAGAGUCUGAAAUUCCAUUCCCACAUAGAUCUGGAAACAUAUACAAAAUUCAGCAUUUAGUGUAUUGGCAAGAGGAAGGGGAUGAGGUAGCACAAAGGCACAUCAAUUGGAUUAGAAGAUUGUAUAGUUAUAUGGAACCUUUUGUUUCAAAGUUUCCUAGAGCUGCAUAUGUGAAUUACCGAGACCUUGACAUUGGGGUAAAUAACAAUGGCUACACAAGCUACAACCAAGCCAGCAUUUGGGGUCUUAAGUAUUUUAAGAACAACUUCAACAGAUUGGUAAAAGUGAAGACCAAGGUUGAUCCUCUAAACUUCUUCAGAAACGAACAGAGCAUACCUUCUCUUAUGUUGAAGGGACGCAAAUAAAUUCCUUGGGGCAGCAAAGAUCAUAAUAAAAUAAGCUGCUUUGUUAUUUUCCUU